Molecule: messenger RNA, 1521 nt
Organism: Malaya genurostris
Lineage: Eukaryota; Metazoa; Arthropoda; Insecta; Diptera; Culicidae
Product: phospholipase B1, membrane-associated-like
Exons: 5
Coding region: 131-1444 (437 amino acids)
Biological process (GO): phospholipid metabolic process
Molecular function (GO): glycerophospholipase activity
Source: RefSeq, a predicted model, not a curated record
UACGGCCGGUCGCUCGCGUUGUCGGAGUGAUUCCAUGCCCUGUAACCUAUCGUAGAAGUGAGCUCGGGCAUAGUUGAUUAACUUUCCUGGGAUGAAAACAGACUGGAUUUAAAAUAGUACAGGACACACGAUGGAACAGUUUGGGAAGAAAAAAACUUUUCUAUUACUGUUGGCGUUCGGUCUUCUGUCAGUGAAAACCGGAUUGGGUCAGAAUCAAAUCAACCGAUGGAGAGGUAAUAUUCUGAAAAAUUUAACCGGAACGCACGAAUACGAGAACCACAUUGUAACGAGUCAGCUGGACGCAUCGAUGCCGAUUCGAAUGUUCUAUCGAAGCUUUCGAGAAGUGUACAAUCGGUUACUGGGGCCAACCGGCGGAAGGAUCCAAGGAGCGUUCCUGCAGCCACAUGUAAUGCCUAGUGUACCGUUCCCGUGCGACACCCGAGGAUAUCGCAGCCAGAUUGUUCCUACCAGUGUGCAUAAAUUGCGACCAGGUGACAUCGAUGUAAUAUCCGCUAUCGGAGAUUCACUAACCAGUGCUACCGCUGCCAACUCCGUUGCCCUUUGGGAGCUUCUGAUCGAAAAUCGAGGAUUAGCGUGGUGUAUUGGUGGACAAGGAACCUGGCGUACUCAUCUUACGCUACCGAACAUUCUAAAGGAAUUCAAUCCGAAUUUGUUUGGUUACUCAUUGUUCGAUUCGUACAAUGUUCAUCACUCAGCUCAAUUCAAUGUAGCGGAGAAUAUUGCAACUACCACCGAUAUGCCGUACAAUGCAGCUAAGCUGGUCGAACGUAUGAAAAUGGAUCCUAGAGUACGAUGGGAAAAACACUGGAAACUGCUCACAUUCAUGAUAGGCGGCAACGAUUUUUGUUCGGAUGUUUGCUAUCAAACAAAUGCCACUGAGUGGAUCAAUGCAGUACAAGAGAAAUAUUUAAUCAAAACCCUUCAGUACCUGAGACACAACAUGCCAAGAACCAUCGUCAACCUGGUCCCAUCUCCGUUGAUCAGCUUGUCCUUUUCGAUGGACCAGGCGCAACUGCCGUUCUCCUGUCAGCUGACCCGUCCGAUCGAGUGUUCCUGUCUGUUCGGACCAAAGUACUCCAACCGGCGAGAUCUGUUCCGCCGGCUGGAGAGAAAGUUCGUUGCCAUCAUGGAACGUGUCAGCCACGUGCCGGAAUUUCACAGUGAAGACUUUACCGUUGUAUAUCAACCAUUUUUCAAGGAAGCUAGUGUGUUCUACCGCCGCGAUGGAAAGUCGGAUAUGACCAUCAUGUCGAUCGACUGUGUUCAUCUGAGCCAGAAGGGGCAUGCCGUGUCGGCGAACGGACUGUGGAAUAACAUGAUGGAACCGCCGGGCGGGAAAUCCUUGGGGUUCCGAGAGCUGUUCGAGCAGUUCAAGUGUCCGACCGCACAGAAUCCCUACAUUAGAACGUAUUACAAUAGUUGACUGUGAUAUUUUUGAUUCUAUGAUAGAAUAAAGUGUUUUUGGUUUAUUUUUGAUAACAAUAUAUUUUUUCGUCAACA